AUGGCCCUCGAAGGAGCAUACUUUGAGCACACGGAUGGAUUGUACGAGGCGGCGGUGAAACGGAAAGCCCCUAGAUCGGUGGAUCCUAAGCGUUUGGAGAAAAGAGUUAGGUUCAUCCUACUGGAAGUGAUCCCUUUGCUGGUAAAGCUAGUGAUAAUAUCGAUUCCGAGUCUAUUACGUGACUUGAUCACGGCAAUUUUACCGGCGCGACAAAAAUCUUUAACGAAUCAAGUGGCACUAGUGACGGGCGGGGCAAACGGUCUCGGACGAGCUCUGUGCUUACGAUUGGCCCAGGAAGGAUGUGCCGUUGCAGUGGCGGAUAUUGAUCUAGUGGGUGCAAAGAGCACUGCCGAAGAAAUUCGUCAACGUUUCGGCAAACCGGUCGAUGCGUUUCGCGUUGAUGUAAGUGAUUACGCUUCGGUGCAGCAACUGCGCAAAGAUGUGGAAUGCUCCUUGGGACCGGUGGACAUCCUGGUCAACAAUGCAGGCCUGCUGGCGAUGCUGUCGCUUUCCGAAGGAAAGCCUGAAGACGUCCGGAGAAUAGUUGAUGUCAACCUGAUGGCACAUUUUUGGACGAUACGCGAGUUCAAGGAGGGAAUGGUCGAACGUCGACGAGGACACAUCGUUGCGAUCAGCUCGAUGUUUGGAAUUGUACCUUGCGGAAGAACGAUAAGCUACACCACAACGAAGUUCGGAGUUCGAGGUCUGAUGGCAGCACUGAGGGAGGAGAUCUUCAUGGACAAUUUAUCCGAUUGCAUUCAUACGACCUGCGCUUACCCGGCCGGAGUCGCCACCCGCAAGCAGUUCGUGGACUUCGUGCAGAGUUUAAGUAAAAUCAAGCUGCCGUGGAACUCUCCGGAAACCGUAGCCAACAUGAUCGUGGAUGCCGUUCGAGCUAACAAGUCGGAAAUAGUACCAAGCCAUUUAAUCAUGAGAUUUUUGGCCACAAUUUUCCCCCUCAUUCCAACGACACUCGUUCGCUGUACGACAGAAGUAUGCUUGGGAACUAUUCCAAAACUCACAAAAUAGACCAAAAGUCGUGACCUGAGGAAGUCGGUAACACCUCUACUUUUUCUACGUCCGCGGCGGUUCCACUAUUAUUUCGUUCCCAAGUUUGCAUUUCCGCAACAAUCAUACGGUAUGAAUAAUGAUCAAGUUGCGUGACAGGUGGAUGUGUUGCAUUACUACAUUUGAUUGUACGGUUAACUAACCAUUAUCUCAACGCUGCCGGCGUAAAGUGGAUUAUCAUCUGUGCAUUAGAAUGUUAUUUAAUGCCAGCUGAACGGUGUGCGUUUCUAAAAAAUUCAAAGUAAGU
Messenger RNA from Sabethes cyaneus, 1315 nucleotides. RefSeq names its product 17-beta-hydroxysteroid dehydrogenase 13-like. The record is from RefSeq and is a predicted model, not a curated record. Gene Ontology annotation, cellular component: lipid droplet. Gene Ontology annotation, molecular function: oxidoreductase activity, acting on the CH-OH group of donors, NAD or NADP as acceptor. The transcript is spliced from 5 exons. Lineage: Eukaryota; Metazoa; Arthropoda; Insecta; Diptera; Culicidae. The coding region runs from base 1 to 1029 and encodes 342 amino acids.